Erythranthe guttata (spotted monkey flower) is the source of this 1882-nucleotide messenger RNA. RefSeq names its product Xanthine/uracil permease family protein (gene AZG2). Lineage: Eukaryota; Viridiplantae; Streptophyta; Magnoliopsida; Lamiales; Phrymaceae. The record is from RefSeq and is a predicted model, not a curated record. Gene Ontology annotation, cellular component: plasma membrane. Gene Ontology annotation, biological process: transmembrane transport; guanine transport; adenine transport. Gene Ontology annotation, molecular function: purine nucleobase transmembrane transporter activity.
CACACAAAUGGUGAGAGAUUGGAAAACAAUGCAAAAGGGGCUAGACCAAGCAAUCUCAAAGAGCAAAUUCGGCCACUUCUUCAAGCUCGAGGCCCGAAAAACCACCUUCACUAGGGAACUACGGGCCGGCACCGCCACUUUCCUCACCAUGGCCUACAUCAUCUCCGUGAACGCAACAAUCAUAGCCGACUCGGGCGGGCCGUGCUCCGUUUCGGACUGCACGGCCCUACCCGCGAACCAAACCGUCGACCCGACUUGCACGCUCGACCCUAAUAACAAAGGCUACCAAAACUGCCUCUCGAAGCUCAAGAGUGACCUCAUUGUCGCCACAUCCCUCUCGUCAAUGAUUGGCUCAUUUGCGAUGGGUUUAUUCGCCAAUCUCCCGUUCGGCCUGGCACCAGGAAUGGGGGCCAACGCGUACCUAGCCUACAACUUAGUGGGCUACCACGGCACGGGGCCCAUACCGUACAGGACCGCCAUGGCCGUGGUCCUUCUAGAAGGCAUUGCGUUUCUUUGCAUCGCGAUUCUCGGGCUCCGGGCCAAGCUGGCCCGGCUCAUACCCAGCUCGAUCCGGCUGGCAUGCGCAGCCGGUAUCGGGCUGUUCAUCGCGUUCGUGGGCUUGCAGGCCCACCAGGGUGUUGGCCUGGUGGGCCCCGAUCCUGCGACGCUGCUGACGCUGUCAGCGUGCAGGGGCGUGGAUCCGACUAGCGGGGAGUGCGUCGGUGGGAAGAUGCAAAGCCCGACGUUUUGGCUCGGUUUUGUGGGGUUCAUAAUAAUGUGUUAUGGGCUUAUGAAGAAUAUCAAAGGGAGCAUGAUAUAUGGGAUGCUUUUUGUGACACUAAUUUCUUGGAUUAGGGGCACUUCCGUCACAAUAUUCCCACACACCCCACUUGGGGACACAAACUAUGAGUAUUUCAAGAAUGUGGUUGAUUUUCACAAAAUUGAGUCCACUUUUUGGGCCAUAAGUUUCACCGAUUUCAAUAGGAGCCAAGUGUGGGUUGCACUAGCCACAUUGUUAUACGUCGACGUGCUAGCCACCACGGGCACGUUGUACACAAUGGCGGAAAUAGGAGGGCUUGUGAACGAAGAAGGAGGCUUCGAGGGUGAGUACGUGGCAUACAUGGUGGACGCCGGCUCGACGAUUGUGGGGUCCGCCGUGGGGGUGUCUCCGAUUGCCACGUAUAUAGAAUCGACGGCCGGGAUCAGGGAAGGCGGCAGGACGGGGCUCACGGCGGUGGUCGUCGGCGUGUACUUUGGAUUGAGUAUUUUCGUGACGCCCAUGUUGACGAGCGUGCCGCCAUGGGCGGUGGGGCCGUCGCUUGUGAUGGUGGGGGUUUUGAUGAUGAAGGUGGUGAAGGAGAUAGAUUGGGAGAAUGUUCGGGAGGGCGUGCCGGCAUUCGUGACUAUGGUUUUGAUGCCGUUGACGUAUUCGAUAUCGAACGGGAUCGUUGGAGGGAUCGGUGUGUAUGUUGCGCUUGGAUUGUGUGAUUAUGUUGUCGGGUGGAUAAAGUGGGUGGUUGAGAUGAGGAGGAUGGUGGCGAGGGAGCGUAAUCAAGUCUCGGCCGCCGCGACCACCGCAACCGCCGCCGCCGCCGUGGAACUUCGUAAUGUUGAAAUCAUCUGAUCCGGUGAGGGAUUGAUUGAUUGAUUAAACGUAGGAUUGUAUGCUUAGAGAUGCACAAGUGACCGUGACAGAUUGUCAAAACAGGGGAUUGAAGAUUUGACCUUUCAAGGGAAUUUGUGCAUUUGUAUUUUUAUUUUGUGUUUUUUUUGCAGAAUGUUUAUUUAUUAGAGAUCGAUCAAAAGAGUUUUUAACUACUAAGUAGUAAGUACUAAUCAUCCUAUUAUGAACGAGUUUACUUUUUCCUUCUAUUAAAGUUAC